AUGGCAAUUGAGCGAAUCAUUUCAAGUCUCAAAACACCCCCUUUUUCGGCCAUUUUCCUCAUUUCUUCCUUUCAGAAUCCAACAAUCGGUCCCCGCGCAAUCGGCUGCUGCCCUGCUGGCGACCCAACUGGCAAGCCCUACUUCCCCGGCCAGGGCUGCUGCUGCGGCGAGCUCUACGACGAGUCAACCAGCUUCUGCUGCGAGCUCAGCUGCAAAGUAUUCGAGUCAACUCUCAAAGGAUGGACCCAGUGCAACGCUGUCGAGGUUGACUACACCGAUCAUACUGAAUCGUACUCUGAUUAUGACUUCACCACCGAGCCUUGGCAACCAACUACCGUCCAGACAACCAUGGAUCCCAAUACCAAUAGUUGCCGACGCAAAAUGUGGCUCCCGCACCAGAUGGAAGCCGCUUGCACCGAUUUCUCCAACCACGGCUCCCAGUGCACCUUCCAGUGUCCAUCACCUUACAAGAUUAAAAUCCCGGACAACCCGAACUACAGAUGCGAAAAUGGUGACUGGGUUGGGGAUGCACCAGAAUGCUGCAUGCGAGACGGAUGCCCAGCUAAUAUGAAGAUGGACUUUAUCUUUGUCAUCGAUUCUUCUUCAUCGAUCAAGGACAAGAACUUCAACUACGUGCGAGAAUACAUCAUCGGACUCAUCAAGUCGCUCCCUAUCGGCGAAAACAAGACCCGCGUCGGUGUGAUUACUUUCAACGAAUAUCCAAUUUUCCGAAUCAAACCCAACGACUACUACUCCAAAGCCGAUCUUCUCGAAGCCGUCGCCAAUAUCCCAUACGAAGGAAAAGGAACCAAGACUGCUAGGGCCCUCGAUUUCACCGUCGAGAACGCUUUCCUUGAGUCUGUUGGAGAUCGGCCUGAUGUUCCCAAUACUGUCCUUGUCCUCACUGAUGGCCGAGCGAACGAUAACGAUCAACUCCCAGAAUCGGCCGCCCGACUCCACAACCACCAACAGACGGAAGCCGUCAUCGUCGUUGGCGUAGGCAAGCGAAUCGUCAAGGAAGAACUCAACAUCAUCGCUAACGGCAAAACGAACCAAGUGUUCGAAGUCAGCGAUUUCCGAUCUUUGACUGGCAGCUACACCGAGGGAUCCAGCGUUUGCAUCAACCAAGCUAUCGACGACGAGCGAGCGCAGGAGGGACGACAGCGACGAUCGACUUCUGUCGAGGACCAGCUGAACGCCAUCGAAGAAAAACUCUCCGUCCUCGACGAGCAAUACAACAACGACGAAAUCAGCAUUGCUCAAUACGCCUCUCAGAGCCGAUCACUUCAGAUUCAAAAGCAACAACUCUUGGCUCAAGUCAAGGAGAUCCACAUCGACAAUAAGAACAGCAAGGUCAACUGCAACAGUUCCUCCGACUCGAUGCGUUUCACCGUCCAAACCCUCUGCCCACCGCGGUGCAUCGACGGGCCAGCUGGAUCCAAGUACUACUCGCUCUGGGAAGCCGACAACGCCCUCAACCCAUACUAA
Molecule: messenger RNA, 1488 nt
Organism: Oikopleura dioica
Lineage: Eukaryota; Metazoa; Chordata; Appendicularia; Copelata; Oikopleuridae
Source: the annotation of a GenBank genome assembly